CAACACAUUCCUGUCUGUGUAUGUCUCAAUAUAAUGGUAUUAUUUAACUAAAUUCAUUUAAAAUAAUCUUUGUCUGAAAAUAAAAUAUGAUCCUCAACUGCGUUUCCCACUCCAGUCAGCAGACGGCGAUGUGCAUCUUUCAGGCGAUGCUGCUAGCGUGACGUAUAAUCUAGUGGACGGUUCUUCAUAAACAGUUCGUCAAACACCUCGGUAGCUUACUAGCCAACAUAGCCGAAAUAUUCCAGCUGUUUAUACGCUUUCGGCGUAUAUUAGCUAAUGUGUUUUAGACACACUUCUGUCGUAUCUACUUGUUAACCUAUUUAAUUUAAUAUUACGUAAUGUUUUAUUAGUCAGCUAUAGUAGCUGGCUGGGUAAGUUAGCACUAGCAUGGUCACUAAUGAUAGCUGGCUAGCUAACAUCCCCGAACAUGAGCUCCCUAAACUUCUCCCCUCCUGUUAAAGAAGAGGAAGUCUGCUGGACGGAGGAAGAGGGUCUGUGGCUGAACGUUGUGGUGAAAGAGGAGGAAGAGGAUGUCAAAAUACAAAAACAAGUAGAGGGUGAGGCUGUUACAGUGAAAGAAGAAGAGAAAGACUCGUUCAGAGUGAAAGAGGAGGAUGUUACAGUAAAAGAAGAGGAGGAUACAGUUUUUGGAGUGAAGAAGGAAGGGGAGAUUACUAUCACAUUGAAAGAUGAAGAUGAAGAGGAGGAGAUUAACACCAGAAAGAGACGUGACUAUCUUGGAUCCUCUGGGGAGCCUCAACAACCUCAUGAUGCUGACAAGGCAGAGAAAGGUCUCUCCAGAUCUGAACUCCUCAAGAAGCACCAGCAGAGACCCACAGGGAAAAAAUCUCACUGCUGCUCUGACUGUGGGAAGAGAUUCACCUCUUCAGCAGGCAUGACAAUUCAUCAAAGAAUCCACACAGGAGAGAAACCUUAUAGCUGUGAUCAAUGUGGGAAGAGAUAUCUUACAUGUAGCAGUCUAACUAAACACCAGAGAACACACACAGGAGAGAAACUUUUUAGCUGCUCUGACUGUGGAAAGCGUUUUGUUUCUUCAGGAUGUUUAGAAUCACACCAGAGAACACACACAGGAGAGAAACCUUAUAGAUGUGAUCAAUGUGGGAAGAGUUUUGUUACUUCUAGCAGUCUGACUAAACACCAGAGAACACACACAGGAGAGAAACCGUAUAACUGUAAACAAUGUGGGAAGACUUUUAGUCAGUCAUUCAGCCUGAUAUCACACCAGAGAACACACACAGGAGAGAAACCAUAUAGCUGUGAUCAAUGUGGGAAGAGUUUUGUUACUUCUAGCAGUCUGACUAUACACCAGAGAACACACACAGGAGAGAAACCUUAUAGCUGUGAUCAAUGUGACAAGAGAUACUCUAGCAAAAGAUCUCUGAUCAAACAUCAGAAAAAACAUACAUGAAGGAGUUGUUUCACGAUAUCAAUGAAAUAAAAUCUCAAAAUGUAGAAUGUUUUAACAUUGUAGUAGGAGUAUUUUAAAGUCACAAUGUAGAACCCUAAACGUUUGCCCCCUGUUCAAUAGAUUUCAGCGUGAUAUGGAUAUUAGCCUCGGGGAAAAAGCCAGGCUCUGAAAUGGAAGAGUACUAUUAAUGUGGUCUAACAAAAUGUGACUAACAAAAAAAGAGUUGUGUUGCACUUACCGCGUUGGCGACCCACUUAAAUCAAUAUGUAGCUAGCUGUUUUCUACAAGUUGUCUUCUAACCAGUGAUGGACACAUUAUUCCCAGAUUCCGUGUGGUUUUUGAGCUGUUAGUUUGAUGAGUGAUGACAAAUAAGUGUUCCAUUUCUCCCAAAUGUAGCUGACUGUCUUCUGCAGGUUGUCCUCUAACCAGUGAGGUAACAGAUAUCUCCCAUUUUCAUUUAUUUUUUUAGCUGUGUUAGUUUCAACAGCACGUACAACCUGAUUUCCCCCCUAUUCGAAAUCGGGGAUUUAUUGCUACUCAUCAAAACAACAGUGUUUCUGUUUUGACAUUUCACACAGGUGCGGGGGGUUGCCUUAAUCAACGUCCACGGCAAGUUACAACAGAUUUUUACAUUGUCAGCUCCGGGAUUCAGAUCCAGCAACCUUUCGGUUACUGGCCCAACGCUCUAACCACUAGGCUACCUGCCACUACUGAAGAAGCAUGUCUCAAAUCACCUACUCAUAUUUCAAACAUCCAGCCUGACAAAAGAUACAUGUUUUUAUUAUUCCAUGCUGCACCAAACCAUGGGACGGUUGAGCUAACGUAGGCUAAUGCAAUUAGCAUACGGUUGUAAGUUACAAGAACAUUUCCCAGGACAUGGAUAUAUCUGAUAUUGGCAGAAAGCUUAAAUUAUUGUUAAUCUAACAGCAAUGUCCAAUUUACAGUAGCGAUUACUGUGAAAGAAUACCAUGCUAUUGUUUGAGGAGAGUGCAUAAUUUUGAACAUGAAAAUAUAUUAAAAAACAUAUUAGGCACAUUUUAGUAGUCUUGAUACAUUUUUACAGAGAUGCAAUGGUUCAUUGGAUCAGUCUAAAACGUUGCACAUACACUGCCAUCUAGUGGACAAAAUCUAAACUGCAACUGGGCUGGAGUAAUACAUUAUGGCCUUUCUCUUGCAUUUCAAAAAUGAUGGUACAAUUUUUUUUUACAAAAAACGGUUGUUUGAUUCUUUGUAUUAUCUUUAACCAGAUAUUUUCUGUUAUAUUCUCCUACAUUCCUUUCACAUUUCCACAACUAUCAAAGUAUUUCCUUUCAAAUAGUACCACAAAUAUGCAUAUCCUUCCUUUAGGGCAUGAGCUUCAGACAGUUACAUUUUGGUAUGUCAUUUUAGGUGAAAGAAAGGGGGGGGGGGGGCAUAUCCUAAGUGAAUUAUUGCCAAUACAUAUGAACAAAGGGGUGUACAUUUGGUGUUGAUAUUUUAUAUUUACAAUUCAUGUAAUAUUUAGUAAUCAUGAUUAUUUAUGCAACCAACUGACAAUUUUUGGGGACAAAUUAUAUUGACAUUGUUGCCCUGCUUUUAGAAUAUCAGGGUUCAUUCUCAGAUGUGCCAACCCAAAUGUAAAAGAGCAUGACAUUGGGGACUGGGCCCCGAUCCAACAACAUGCCUUUCGAGUGAACCCUGAAAAGAGAGAGAAGCUCCGCAGUGAGGUGGAAAGUAACUACAGAUAUUGCAGGAGUUUCCUCUUGAAAUCAGACAUGUACGUGGUAAUGACAACUUGGUUGCUGUUUGUCUCAAGGGUGGGCAGUCAAAAUGUUUUGUGUUCUGCAUUGAGCCAGUGAGUUGCCAUGGAUCACAAUUUAUUUUGAUUUUCCGUAUUGGAGAUGAGUUAUGUUUGGGCUCGUUCCAAGGGGACGAGAGUUCUAGAAGCUAGUGAGUUUUAGGAAGACAAGAGUUCUGGAAGCGAGUGGGGAAAACAUUUUUUUUCUUGUUUUUAAUUAUUGACAGUCAGGUGACACCAUAUUUAUAUUGUUGAAGUUGAAGCAUUGUAGUUGAUUAUAAUGUGAAAUGGAAGUUGUUUUCUGUUGGUUGUAAGCAUUCUCUUACGGUGUUACAGUCUUUGGUUUUGAGGUUUGGAUUUUAGCACGUAUGUCUCAUUAGCUCUUAGGACGCACUGAUUGGUGUCACCUCGUUAGUCAGUAUGUGUUACACCUGUGCUGGCUUGUCCAUCUCAUUAGUGGUAAGGUGUUUCACCUGAGCUGUUCCAGGUUCUAUUUAAUAAGAGUGUCUGGCCCUGUGCUACAGUUGUCUUGAUAGAUGUGGCGAGUCAACAACUUUAGUUGCACUACCGUUUUGGUUUGUUGCUUGUUUUUUAGUUUGUGGGUUUUUCUUUUGUUUUCCUCUUGGGCAGAUUUAGUGGGUCUCAUGGUGGGUGUCUUUUAGGUCCCAGUUGUUGUUACUAGUCAACUUUCCAUGGACAAUGAGUGCAAAACUGCAAGAUUAUGUUAUAAUACUUUUAUUGCCUCAAAUGGUUGUUUUAUGCAACAGAAUAGAGGGUUCUUAUAACUAUUGUGUCUGUGUGUUCUACUAAGGAUGGGCCUCUGGGAGAAAAUACUGACCGGAGAUAUACAGUAUCUUUUGGGUGAUAAAACCUAAAGAGACCGCAUUCCAGAGCAUGAGUUAAUGUUUCUGUUCUAUAUGGUAUCAGGAAGAGACAACCUCAGGGCCAGACCCUGGUCUCUACACAAAGAAUACUGUUUUUACAGCAGAUAUUGUCUGCUGAGAAUAAUACGUAUCUUUCAUACAAAUCUUAAUCUUGUGACCCGUUCUAUACAUCUGUUGUUCGUCAUGUAGUUUGAAAGGGGUGUAUCUUGGCUAUAAAAGACCUUUGUAUCGUGGCUCUCAACGAAUCAUCUGGGGGUGAUUCGUCGACCAGCUAUCAUUAUCGUAGUGGACUCAAUUGAUUCACUUUAUAUUUGUGUGUUGUCUUGACCUGCUCCAUUAUUAAGUGAUUAAAGAUUUAGUUUAA
Molecule: messenger RNA, 4454 nt
Organism: Oncorhynchus keta (chum salmon)
Lineage: Eukaryota; Metazoa; Chordata; Actinopteri; Salmoniformes; Salmonidae
Product: gastrula zinc finger protein XlCGF17.1-like
Exons: 2
Coding region: 428-1429 (333 amino acids)
Molecular function (GO): nucleic acid binding
Source: RefSeq, a predicted model, not a curated record